UAUAUUUCUUAUCGGUUCGACCAUCAAACAUUUCUUAAAUUUGGUGAAACAGCUGCUUUCAACAUUAUUAUUGCGUGAAAAAACAAAUUAUUUUUCCCACCGUUUUGUAUUUAAAUUAAACAAGUUAUCUUUAAUUCCUAAAAAUUAGCAAGGGUAAGCUGCCAUGGCCGAUCAAAAGACGACGGAUUUGCUAUGGAAAUGCGCUUCCAAACUGACCGACCAAUCCCACACAGAAAGGAUUCUCAAGUCUUAUUACAUAACCACCUGCCGAAAGCUGGCCCGAAACAGUGUGCAGUUGCCCGAGGAUAGCUUUGGAACUGCACGCAUGUGCUCCCGCUGCGGCAACCAGUGGGCCGACGGACGCUACCAACUCCAGCUCCAGCCGCAAAAGCUGAGGCAGAGGGCCAAUCACCGGAGACUCAUCGCUCAGCUGGAAACCGUGAAGGCCAAACAGAUUAAGGGCGAGAUGAGCUAUGGGGCCAGGAAACGGGCCACGUGGCUGAAGAAGCGCAUGGCCAGCCAAAUGGCCGUGGACUGCGACUUUUGCCGGCACAAGACAAUGCUGCCGUUGGAGAAGGGCCGAAAGCGCGCCAAACUAAAAGCCACGGAGGAAACAAUGCCAGCCAAAGAACCUGCGGCAGCGAGCAAAAGCAAAAAGAAAACCAAAAAGAAUAAGUCCCAGGCGCCGAAUAAAGAUAUCAAUGCAGGCUUGAAAAUUCCGCAGCAGCAAAAAACAGCCCAACAGCAACAACAUCUUGCCAAAUCGCCAGCGCCGUCGAAAAAACAUUCCCAACCAGUUGGAAUAGCUUCCCAAAACCCCAGUCAGCAGUCGAAAAAUAAAAAGAAGAAGCCAGCCCAGCCGACGCCCGCCGCUGCCAAAACGCAGUCCAAGACCCAGAAGCAAAACGCACUGCUGCAACUGGCCGCCCAGCUGAAAGCGAACGCGUUUAAAGACGCCAGCAAAUCGCAGCAGAACCGCCUGCAAGCGUUCCUCAAGUAGCGGGUAAAAUCGCUACGACGAUGCAUUAAAGUACAAAGAUUGUGGUUCGGCUGAAUGAAAAUACUUGUUGUGGCACAUAAUUAAGCGUUAGCACAAUACUAGAAUCAGGCUCUUUGUGCCGGUUGAUAAAGCCAGCCCAGGUGGGAACCUGUUAUCCAGCCGCCCGGUCUUCUGGGUCGAGUCACGCAACGGCUAUGCACUUAUCAAUGCUGCCCGAGACGCGACCCAAGGUUGUCCAGAUAUUGCGCAGCCAACAUGGCCAGCAUGCUUAAUUUAUUUCUCCGAUCGCAACGUUUAAUUAAAAUUGAGUUGUUUGCCAUAGCGUCUCGUGAACGCGUCCUUCAAAGCUGCUCCCAAAAAGGGCACCCGACUCUCGGACCCUCGGACAGCCCGCUUUAUCUGCCGCCAAUUGCACAAAGAGCACACGCACAGGAGAAGGCUCCGGUCCCAGAUUGGCUUUGACUUCGGCUUCCCUCUCCUUGCGAAGAAGACUCUCGGAUUUCUCGGCAGCUGCAGCAACAACAUCUGCCUGCCACAUUAGAAGAUUUCUGGUUUUACAGUCCAGCCUCUCUAACUCGAACCACUCAAGCCAUGUUCAAAAUGCCUGCUAGGAAAUUAAAGUUUUCAUUUUAAAAAUGUAAGC
Molecule: messenger RNA, 1643 nt
Organism: Drosophila rhopaloa
Lineage: Eukaryota; Metazoa; Arthropoda; Insecta; Diptera; Drosophilidae
Exons: 4
Coding region: 164-1000 (278 amino acids)
Source: RefSeq, a predicted model, not a curated record